Saccharomyces paradoxus is the source of this 1542-nucleotide messenger RNA. It is a transcript of the gene CTA1, whose product is annotated as catalase A. The transcript has a single exon. Gene Ontology annotation, cellular component: cytoplasm; mitochondrion; peroxisome. Gene Ontology annotation, molecular function: heme binding; catalase activity. The record is from RefSeq and is a predicted model, not a curated record. Lineage: Eukaryota; Fungi; Ascomycota; Saccharomycetes; Saccharomycetales; Saccharomycetaceae. Bases 1 to 1542 code for a protein of 513 amino acids. Gene Ontology annotation, biological process: hydrogen peroxide catabolic process; response to hydrogen peroxide.
AUGUCGGGACAAGAAAAGAAUGAAGUAAAUCGCUCUGAUGUAAGAGAAGAUAGAGUUGUGACGAACUCCACUGGUAAUCCUAUUAAUGAACCCUUCGUCACCCAGCGUAUCGGGAAACAUGGUCCUUUGCUUUUACAGGAUUAUAACUUAAUUGAUUCUUUGGCUCAUUUCAACAGGGAAAAUAUUCCUCAAAGGAAUCCGCAUGCUCAUGGUUCUGGUGCCUUCGGCUAUUUUGAAGUAACUGAUGACAUUACCGAUAUCUGUGGGUCUGCCAUGUUUAGUAAAAUUGGUAAGAGAACAAAAUGUCUAACAAGGUUUUCGACUGUAGGUGGUGAUAAGGGUAGUGCCGAUACAGUUCGUGACCCAAGGGGGUUUGCAACUAAAUUCUAUACUGAAGAAGGCAAUUUAGAUUGGGUCUAUAAUAAUACGCCUGUAUUCUUUAUCAGAGACCCUUCCAAGUUUCCACAUUUUAUCCAUACACAGAAGAGGAACCCACAAACUAAUCUAAGGGAUGCUGACAUGUUCUGGGAUUUCCUCACUACUCCAGAAAAUCAGGUGGCCAUUCAUCAAGUAAUGAUCCUUUUCUCAGACCGCGGUACCCCUGCCAACUAUCGUAGCAUGCAUGGUUAUUCUGGUCAUACUUAUAAAUGGUCUAAUAAAAAGGGAAAUUGGCACUAUGUGCAAGUUCAUAUUAAAACCGACCAAGGAGUAAAGAAUUUGACCAUAGAAGAGGCCACAGAAAUUGCGGGCUCCAAUCCAGAUUACUGCCAGCAAGAUUUAUUUGAAGCUAUCCAGAGUGGUAACUAUCCUUCGUGGACAGUGUAUAUUCAAACAAUGACUGAACGCGAUGCCAAAAAUUUACCAUUUUCAGUCUUUGAUUUGACUAAAGUAUGGCCUCAGGGCCAAUUCCCCUUACGGCGUGUAGGGAAAAUUGUUUUGAACGAGAAUCCACUGAACUUCUUUGCACAGGUUGAACAAGCUGCAUUCGCCCCCAGUACCACCGUCCCUUACCAAGAAGCAAGUGCUGAUCCAGUAUUACAGGCACGUUUAUUUUCAUAUGCGGAUGCUCAUAGAUACAGGCUAGGUCCCAACUUCCACCAAAUACCCGUAAACUGUCCCUACGCAUCCAAAUUUUUCAAUCCUGCUAUUAGAGAUGGGCCGAUGAAUGUUAACGGCAACUUCGGCUCAGAACCUACGUAUCUAGCCAACGAUAAAUCAUACACGUAUAUCCAACAGGACAGACCUAUUCAGCAACACCAAGAAGUAUGGAAUGGGCCAGCUAUCCCUUACCAUUGGGCAACAUCCCCAGGUGAUGUUGAUUUCGUGCAAGCAAGAAAUCUCUACCGCGUUUUGGGAAAGCAACCUGGACAGCAAAAGAAUUUAGCUCAUAACAUCGGCAUUCAUGUGGAAGGCGCCUGUCCUGAAAUACAGCAGCGCGUUUAUGAUAUGUUUGCUCGUGUUGAUAAGGGACUAUCUGAGGCAAUCAAAAAAGUAGCUGAGGCAAAACAUGCUACUGAACUUUCGAGUAACUCCAAAUUUUGA